AUGGGCGUCCUGCUGCCAGGCUGUGUGGAGCUGGGGCUAGUGCUGCUCCUUGCCCUGGGGAUGGAGGCUCCCGCUGAGGGCUGCAGCUGCAUGCCUGCACACCCCCAGCAGCACUUCUGCAACUCCGAGAUAGUGAUCAGGGCAAAGGUUACUGGGGAGAAGAUCAUAUCUCCAAGCAACAACUCUUCACCCUACACAAAGAUAAUCCAAUACGAAAUCAAACUAAUCAAGAUGUUCAAAGGCUUUGACAAGGUGAAGGAUAUUCAGUAUGUCUACACAUCAGUCUAUUCCUCCUUGUGUGGGGUCAAGCUGGAUGCCACUAAUAAGGUCCAAUAUCUGCUAUCAGGUAAUAUGUGGAGUGAUGGGAAGGUGUCUAUUGGACUGUGUGAUUUCAUUGAGCCCUGGGACAACCUGUCCCUGUCACAGAAGAAAAACCUCAAUUACAGAUACCAGAUGGGCUGUGACUGUAGAAUCGCUACAUGUUAUUCAGUUCCCUGCUCCACCACGACUGAUAACGAGUGCCUCUGGACCGACUGGCUGAUAGACAACAGCCUGAGUGGGGAACAGGCACGCCAGUACGCAUGCAUCAAGCGCACUGAUGGCUCCUGCAGCUGGUACCGUGGAGGUCCAGCUCCAGACAAGGACUUCAUGGACAUGUCUGAUCCCUGA
This is a messenger RNA of Chanos chanos (milkfish), 669 nucleotides long. Its product is annotated as metalloproteinase inhibitor 4-like. Lineage: Eukaryota; Metazoa; Chordata; Actinopteri; Gonorynchiformes; Chanidae. The transcript is spliced from 5 exons. Gene Ontology annotation, cellular component: extracellular matrix. The coding region runs from base 1 to 669 and encodes 222 amino acids. The record is from RefSeq and is a predicted model, not a curated record. Gene Ontology annotation, biological process: response to hormone; response to cytokine; negative regulation of membrane protein ectodomain proteolysis. Gene Ontology annotation, molecular function: metalloendopeptidase inhibitor activity; protease binding.